Molecule: messenger RNA, 1870 nt
Organism: Amaranthus tricolor (Joseph's coat)
Lineage: Eukaryota; Viridiplantae; Streptophyta; Magnoliopsida; Caryophyllales; Amaranthaceae
Product: pentatricopeptide repeat-containing protein At5g09450, mitochondrial
Exons: 3
Coding region: 299-1513 (404 amino acids)
Cellular component (GO): mitochondrion
Molecular function (GO): protein binding
Source: RefSeq, a predicted model, not a curated record
AUAUAACAAUUUGAGUAAAACAUUGUUAAACAAGAGAGUACAACAUAACAAAGAAAAGAAAAAAAUCAAAUGAAAAAAUUUUCAUAACCUUAGCUUACUAGAAAAAUCAAUACUUGAUGAGAAAUAAAACUCGUUCCCAGGAAUCGAGAGUAGUAGAUUUUCAUUUUCUAAUCAUAUUAAUUGCACAAAUUAUGAUUUGCCGUAAGUAAUUGGUUUGAUCCGGUCUGUUUUAAUUCGAUUACGCCCAAAAUACUUCAUAUUAAUGCUCAGGCCUGACACUGAAUAGUCAUCGUCCGCCAUGGCAGCUCGCUCCAUUUUCUUCAAUCUAAAACGAAGAAUCAUCACUUUCGAUAGCAGAAGCAACUUCAAUUUAAAAUAUCCUUCUUUCAGUUCAGCUUCCGACGCAUUUCACAACCUAGAUUCCGACGAUUUCUCUCCCCGAAUUCCUGAUGAUUUAAAGAGUCGAAUAUUCCGCCUGCGCCUGCCUAAACGAAGCGCCACAAAUAUCAUUCAAAAAUGGGUUAAUGAAGGGAAUUCUGUCAAUUUAUCUGAACUUCGUCAAAUCUAUAGAGAUCUUCGUAAAGCUCACCGUUAUAAACAUGCUCUUGAGAUAACAGAGUGGAUUGUUUCUCAUGACGAGUUCAAGCUAUCAGAUUCUGACUAUGCUGCUCGUCUUGAUUUGAUGACAAAAGUUUUUGGUAUCGAUGCGGCUGAAAGAUAUUUUGAAGGUCUUCCACAUGAUGCUAGAACAAAUGAAACUUACACAGCUCUUCUCCACUCCUAUGCUAGUGCUAAAUGUACUGACAAAGCCGAGGAACUUUUUCGGCGAAUCAAGGAGUCGGGUUUAUGUUUCAGUGCCAUUACCUACAACGAGAUGAUGACUUUGUACAUGUCUGUGGGCCAAGUCGAGAAGGUUUCUUCAGUUAUUGAAGAGCUGAAACACCAAAGGGUCACACCUGAUCUGUUCACUUACAAUCUUUGGAUAAGUUCUUGUGCUGCAAAUCUCGACAUUGAUGGUGUAAGAAGCAUUCUUUCUGAGAUGAGUCAGGAUCCAAAUUCUGAUGAGGGGUGGGUAAGAUAUCAAAACCUCACAAACAUUUAUGUGACAACAGGCCAACUUACCUAUUCUGGGGCUAGCUCCAUUGUAGAAGCUGAAAAGAGUGUUACUCAAAGAGAAUGGAUUACUUAUGAUCUUCUCAUCAUAUUGCACGCGGGCUUGGGAAACAAGGAUAUGAUUGAUCAAAUAUGGAAAUCUUUGACAAUGACCAAGUUGAAAAUGAUCGGUCGUAAUUAUGUGCCCAUUUUAUCUUCGUAUUUGAUGUUAGGGCAUAUCGAAAAGGUUGAAGAAGUGACAGAUCAAUGGAAGAAUUCGGCUACAUCAGUUUUUGACAAUGACCUCUGCAAUAGGCUGGCUGAUGCGUUUGUAGAAGCUGGAUUUACAGAAAAGGCUGAAACUUUCCGUUCGCUUUUGAACAAAGCAACUGACCCUGUUGAUGAGUCAGAACAUGCAUAGAGCAGCUGUAGUUAAUGGGGAAGUUACUUGGAAAUGAUGAGCUCGGACAGACGAGUGUUGUCUAAGGCAGGCUUUCUUGAGGCCUACCUGAUGACUAUUCUGCUAGCAUCAUUAGAGAUAUAUCUGAUACAUUGAUUUUGUAUACCUCUAGUAGCAGUUUUAGGUCUUCAUUUUUGUGAACUAAACUCUUGUGAGUUGUGAGCUAAUAAUGCAACACCCUAAUUUAAAUGAUACUAGGAUCAUACCCGUGCUGUACACGGUUGAGAUUCACUUUUGUGUUUUACAGAUUGUUUGGGUUCAUAACAUGUAUGACAUUUGACAAAAUCUAGUAACGUCUUCUUAUAGGACUUUUUACCA